This is a messenger RNA of Dermacentor albipictus, 5758 nucleotides long. RefSeq names its product Semaphorin 2a (gene Sema2a). Gene Ontology annotation, molecular function: semaphorin receptor binding; chemorepellent activity. Gene Ontology annotation, biological process: positive regulation of cell migration; axon guidance; negative regulation of axon extension involved in axon guidance. The record is from RefSeq and is a predicted model, not a curated record. NCBI's taxonomy places the organism in Eukaryota, Metazoa, Arthropoda, Arachnida, Ixodida, Ixodidae.
AGCGCGGCGGCACGUCUAGGUGCGACGCCGGAGUUUGCCGCGGGGCUGCGUCGGGGCCUGUGGUGGUGGGGGGGGGGGAUGGAAAUACUGAGUGCGUAGGUGACCCCCCUGUGCAUCGAUCGGGCCAAAAAGAGAGACGGACAGCCCGAGGCAGGAAAGGCGACCGUUGCGCCGCCGCCGCCACCGUCGUUAAAGGAAAAGAAAACGUAUACAAGGGAAGCGCGAACGAGCGGCGCGCCCCGUCUGCGCCGCCUGCUGAGAGAACGGCAGUGUGCGCUCGGCCGGCUCAGCUGUCGAGUGCUACUCAGCGAUCAUCGGCGCUGUUGUGCUAUGCGGCGACCGGCACGCCGACGCGGGGGUCCGCUCGCUGGCCCACGGCUUCCGUCCACGGGUCGGCGUUGACUGGCGCGCCGAUGGGCCGACCACUGCCGGCGUGCGUGGCGGCUGUGCCGCGGCGGUGGCCCCCGCUGCCGCUCCUGUUGCUGUUGGCGGCGGCGGUGGUGCUUCUACUGCUGCCCGCGGCCGCGACGUUUGCCCACAGGCACCGCAGGGAUCACACUCGGGAAUUCUCCUGUGGGCGCCUGUACUAUCGCACCUUCUACAUGGACCGCAAACGCGAGAUUCUUUUUGUUGGUGGCAUGGACAAAGUUUUCCGGCUCAACCUGGCAAAUAUUAAUCGAACCAAGUGCAAUGACCGGAGUCUCAGUGCCAACAAGGAUGUUGUUUCUACUUGUGUUUACAAAGGAAAACGAGAGGAUUACGAGUGCAGGAACCACAUCAAGGUUAUCCAGCCCAUUGGAGAUGGAACAAAGCUCUACAUAUGUGGAACAAAUGCACAGAAUCCAAGGGACAUGGAAAUUUAUAGCAGCAACUUGACAGAAGUGUCGAAAAGUCAGCUGACAUUGCGAGACAUUGGCCGGGGUAUAGGAAAAUGCCCAUUCGAUCCCGAUGAUAACUCUACAGCUGUUUGGGUUGAACAUGGAAAUCCUGGGGACAUGCCAGGAUUGUACAGUGGGACGGUCGCCGAGUUUACCAAGGCUGACACUGUGAUCUUUCGAUCGGCACUGUUCAACAGGACGACUCACGAACAGAGCGAGUUCUUUAUGCGCACCCUCAAGUAUGACUCCAUGUGGCUUGACAAGCCCAACUUUGUGGGUUCCUUUGACAUUGGAGAUCACGUGUUCUUCUUUUUCCGGGAGAGUGCUGUUGAGUACAUCAACUGCGGCAAAGUCAUCUAUUCACGUGUGGCCCGUGUGUGUAAGAAAGACACGGGCGGUAAGAAUAUUUUAACCCACAACUGGGCGACCUUCCUUAAGGCAAGGUUGAACUGCUCACUUCCUGGAGAAUAUCCAUUCUAUUUCAACGAAAUUCAGGCUGUUUACAAGUUUCCUGACGAUGACAGCAAUGUUUAUGCUGUCUUUACAACAUCACUUCACGGGGGCCCACACGGUUCGGCUGUGUGCUCAUUCCGGUUGAGCGACAUUCAGGGUGCCUUUGGGGGCAAGUUCAAGGAGCAGAAGACGUCGUCAUCAGCCUGGCUGCCCGUGCUGACGAGUCAGGUACCUGAGCCACGCCCAGGCCGGUGCGUCAACAGCACCAAGACGCUGCCCGACGCCGUGCUCAAUUUCCUCCGCACCCACACUCUCAUGGACUCGGCCGUGCCGCAGUCCGGCGGAAGGCCCGUUUUCUACCGUGAGAAUGUCGUAUUCCUCUCGCUUGCUGUGCACAAGGUGGAUGUGGACGGCGUUGACUACCUCGUCUACUUUGCCGGCACACGUGAUGGCUUGGUCUACAAGAUAGUGGAGUGGAAAGACCGCUCGGGACAGUCCUUCUCCAACCUGGUUGACAUAAUUGAAGCAAGCCCAGGGGAGCCUGUUCGCACCAUUGACAUCUCUAGUGAGCACAAGUCAGUGUACCUGGGUUCGGACGAUGGUGUCCGGCAGGUGCGUCUGGACCUGUGUCGUGGCCGACACCUGAGCUGCCUGCGCUGCGUUCGGGAUCCCUAUUGUGGCUGGGACAGGGACCACCAUGAGUGCCGCUCCUACGUGACAGGUUUCCUGCAAGAUGUGAGCAAUGCUACUCCGGACAUCUGUGAAGAAAGUGUCCGCCGACGCCAGUUGCAUGCCCACUGGGGUGAGAGUGUGCACCUCAGCUGUCAAGGCCACCAUCCAGAACUCAUGGAGCCACCAGUUGGAGCUACUGGACCUGGGACCACACACAAUAAGGUGCCUCUCUGGUACCACCAGCAUGGCAGAGAGCGCCGCCUAGUGACAUCUAAGAGAGACAAGUACAUCCACACUUCUGGUCAUGGCCUGGUACUUAUGUCGCUAACUGAGAGGGACUCUGGGCAUUAUGACCUGCAUCUGGAAUCAGUUGGCACACUCUGCAGCUACAACCUUACUGUCGAUGCUGAGACCUGUGGAACCCCGACAGAAACUGACUAUCGAAAGAUCUACUCAAACUGGUGCCAUGAAUUUGAGAAAUACAAGCUGGCAAUGAAGACUUGGCAGACCAAACAUGCCAAAUGUCAAGGCGGAGGUCACCCUAACGAUGUCACCUACCAAGGGAGGGCACCAGCUGCCUAAAGCUGAGCGAGUGCUUUUUAUUUCUCCUUCUUUGAAGAAGGUAACACACGUAGGAGGAGUUCAACAGACUUCAUGGCAAAGAACUUCCCCACAGUCAUCUUGGAUCUAAGGUCUACAUCCAUGUUUAUUUUGACAUGGGAACCACCACUUUUUUAAUUUUUUGGUUGUCAUACCAGCCAGGCCUCUCAUACUCCUGCAGUAUGAUGGAAUUGAUAUAAUGCUGAUUGCAGCUACUUAUACACAGCCUCCAAAGAGCAAUUGUCACACAUAUUCACUCAAGCUGCGCAUACUAGAAGGUACGGACCUGAGUUUAUAGUAGCCCAAGUCCUUGAAUAUUCAAAGAGCUAAAAACUUGACACAUAUGACAAGACUGUCAUUUCGGUAUUGGUGUACCCAUUUUAGAAUGUGUUGUGGGCAGCAUAUGAUUGCAGAGGGCAGUUCAGUGCAGCAGGAAAAUGUUAAAUAAUUUGCAGCGGGAAGUGCUGCAGAUCAUUUGACAUCUUUGACAUAUUUCACAUUAUUGACACAGGAGAGUGCUGGUCAAAGCAUAGUUGCAUUUGUUCAUGUAGCCAAAUUCAUUAAGUUCUUGUGUGCAUUGUGUUCAGCACAGUGAAAUCGAGUGAGGCAUUUUGAUUGUGUCCACUCUCACUAUACCGGUCCUGAUGUGUGUUUUGUGUGCAGCAGCUACUGUAAAUAUUGCUUUUAUUAUGACUAUGAGUAUUUUUCUUGUCUUGUGUUUAGUGAAUAUGUUUAGGAGGGAACAAGAUGCAGAUCAAGUUUUUUCGUUUUUUACUCCCUAGGUCAUUGCUUUGUGCUAGGCGCAGGAGGAUGAAGUACUCAUGUUUAGACACAUACUGUAUGUCUGCAUCAUUUUAGAUGCACAUUUUAACUGAGUGACUAGCCACUACAUUCAACAAUCUCAUUUCCUUGCCAUGAGCCUGAUCCAUGCAUCCUUUGUUCAUUCAACCUUGCAGCAUGUCACUCAAACUGCUUAUACACAAACUGUAAUAUAAAGCUCUGUAGAUGUGAACCAGACAUUCUAUAUUGUACUACAUUUCUAAAUUUUAGAAUUGUGUAAAUUUUUGCUUGCAAUGUGCAUAAAAUGUACAGCUGCUGACAGAAGUUCAUGGGACAUAGAAGGGAGCUAAUUGGAUUCUAUUGUGGUCAAAGCAUGCAGCCAACACUUCUUGUGUGUAGUGUUCUCAUGUAAGUACAAUCCACUUAGUGUGCUUUUUUUUAUAUAGCCACAUUAAUGUUCCCAAAACUCCUCUCAGCAGUUUUGCAGGCCUCACCACUGUUAGUAACAAUCCUUGAGCAUUGGGUAUGUACACUGUUUGUAAUGGCUAAUUGGAAGUAAAACAAUGGUAUAGUCAAAGCACGAAAAAAACAGACAGCACCUAUGUUUCAGAGCACACACACAAUUUGCCGAUAAUAUUGGUGUUUGUCAGGAGAUGCUGCUAUAAUUAUCAGAAGCUGUGCCCUUGUGUAUUGUUGUAGGCAGUUAUGAAGACUGUUCAUUAGUUAUUCAGUGUAUUGACAAAGCUUUGCAAAACCAUUACUGCACCCUUGAUGGGCUAGUAACUUAAGUUCACUUCCUAUAAAUGUUAGUGGCAUUGGAGCUCCUGAACCAACUUUCAUUAAUGUGUUUCCUAAUCCAAAGACAUAUUUUUAACUGCAGUUACCCUAUGUAUUGCUGUCACGUAUUGCAAUGCUGUGCACAGAGGCAUUGUGCCAUUUACUCAUUUUGUUAUAUAGUGCCAUGUAAAGCUUGGAUUAGCACCUUAUCUUGCUCAUCUAUCAUGUUUUUCUGAUGUCAGUGAUCUUCAUUGCCAUGGCAGCAGCUGCAUAGAACAACACUGAAUACUUGGUGGCAUCUUGUGAGUUAAAUAUGAUACAACCACGUGAGCAAUACUUAAGCACUUGAUGCAGAUGCAGUGCAAGGCAUCCGUGAGACUACCACUGUUUUCCAUUCCUAACGUGGGAUGGCCUGAGGCAUUAUCAAAAGUUGUUUCAUUUGCCAGAAACAUGCCAGUGUCAGCUUAAAGGGACACUAGGGGGCAGCACUAAAUCAUGGUGUAUAUGCUGUUAGAUUUAUCUUUCCAAGAUCUCUCUGCAUUUCUCUUGUGAAGAAAGAAGUGAAGGCCCAACUUGUUUUAAUGAUAUCUUGAGCCCUACUGCUGUGCCACUGAAAUUAUGGUGACAACGUGGUUUUCAUGGUAUUUUCACACGUUGUGGUACUUGUACUUGUCGUGGUACUUGUGGUACUGGUAUACACAUGCCAAGUUCACAGUUUACUGUUACUGGCAUAUUUAUGCGACCAACUGUCUAUUCGAGAUAUGUUUUAGUAUUUUCAAAAUGCAAUGUGAUUGAGUUUUUAAUAAACAGUCAACUAGACACUGCCAAAAGCACUGAUGUUAAUGGAAACCAGUGUGAGAAUGCUUAGGUAGUGUUGCCACUUGCCUUUAUAAUUUUUCAUGUCCUUUAGUGGCAGAUCAAACCUCUACUCAUUAUGGGACUGACAUUUUUAUAUUUCUGGAAAUGAAGUACACCAAUCUAUUGUAGUCCAAAAUUUCUCUUUGCUGUCCUUUUAAGAGAAGGGUGCAAGCAUUGCUGAUCUUGGCGUGUUUCUGUGCCAGGCCUUCUUAGCCUAAAUGCCUAUUCCCACAUUUGCAGGGUCGGCACAAAUAUGUGUGCAUUACUAGGAACUGCUGAUGCCUUGUGCUGUGUGAGUGCAUGUCAUAGAGUCUAUUUAUUUACACACCAUACAAUUCCUUAUGACCUCUAAGAUUGCAUUGAGGCUUUUUACCCCUUGUAAGUAUAGUAGGUUGUGCUUCUCGAUUUGUAUAGCCACAUUGCGUAGAAUGUGCUCAUAGUGCUGUGACGUCGUCGUACGAACUCUUGUGACUUUUGUCGUUUACAGUGUAUGCAUUGCCAAUGAUGCAAGACGCAAAAGAGAGUUGUGAGAAUAGUGCUGCCCAAAAGCUCUUUUUUUCCCCCUUUGUACUGCGAGCCGCGUAAAGAAUUGACUGGCCUGUUUUUGUCAUUAUCCUCUGUGGUUUUGAUGUAGGUCCAGUCCACAUCCUGCUGCCUGUUGGCAGCAAGUGUCCUUGUGAAAAGUGAACAUUUCAACAUGAAUGAGGCAGUUUAAAUAAAUAUUGCCCUUUUACAUGUCA